Molecule: messenger RNA, 1773 nt
Organism: Symbiodinium natans
Lineage: Eukaryota; Dinophyceae; Suessiales; Symbiodiniaceae
Source: the annotation of a GenBank genome assembly
AUGUGGCGCUUGGCCACGCUCUUCUCGCAGAUGCGGCCGUCGCUGGAGGCCAGCGAGUGCGCCGGAGAUGACCUGGUGAGUCAGCUGAGGGCCUGCAGGGAGGAGCUGAAAAAGUUCAUCAACGAGCAGAACUGCGCCCCUAUCCUAAUCCGCCUCGCGUGGCACGACUCGGGCACCUAUGACCAGCGUAUUUCAGAGUUUCCUCAGCGAGGAGGGGCCAACGGGGCCAUUCGCUUCGAGCCAGAGAUGACGAUGGGUGCCAACGCGGGCCUGGACAAGGCGAAGAGAUACCUGGACGCGUUCGCCAAGAAGUACCCCCUGAUCUCCUGGGCAGACCUCAUCCAGCUUGCCUCCGCCACUGCCGUUGAGGUUACGGGUGGGCCUGUCAUCGACAUGGUCUAUGGCCGGGUGGCGGUUGCCGGACCGCAGGACUGUGUGGGCGCCACCUCCCGCGAGGGCUUCGGCGGCAACGCGGGCCUCCCGGACGCCCUCCCCCCCUUCGGCUGCGGAGCGGCCACGCCUGCGGAGCACCUCCGCAACGUCUUCACCAAGAAGAUGGGCUUCAACGACCAGGAGAUCGUGGCCCUAUCGGGUGCGCACACCGUCGGACGUGCCUUCAAGGAGCGCAGUGGUGCUUGUCCCUUCGGCUAUGGCGACGCAAGCGCCUCCAAGCACACAAAGUCCACGUGCACGGUGCGCAAGGACAACGCGGCGGGUGUGGGCAUGGCUGGUGGGUGCCCCUGGACCAAGAACUGGCUUACCUUCGACAACUCCUACUUCAGCCGCUACAAGGACGCCAUGGCUGACGACAACCUGCUCUGGUUCCCGACGGACGAGGCGCUGCACACGGACCCAGGCCUCUUCCGCAUGUUUGGGGGUCUUUCUGGGCACCGACUUGCCCAGGAUUGGGGAAUGCGGGCUAUCAAGUCCGUGCUGGUCGUGGCCGGAGGCGCAGAUGCGACCUUGUCAGAGCAGGCGGUGCUCAUGCGCUCGCUUCGAGACACCAAUGUGGCCAAGAUUGAGGGUGACGACCUGAAGAUCUUCAUGGGUCUGCUGGCAGACCUUUUCCCAGGCAUUGACGUGCCCCGUGCACGCGACUACGAAAUGGAGGAAGUGCUGGUGGACGUUAUGCAGAACGACUACGGCUACACGCAUGAUCCGGAUGGCUACCUCCUGCUGAAGAUCACGCAGCUGAUCGAGUUGUUAGGAAUCCGGCACUGCGUCUUCCUGAUGGGCAACCCGGGCAGCUUCAAGUCUGCCAUGUGGAAGAUUCUGAAGAACGCCAAGACGCGACGUGGUGAGAAGACGACAGUCGUCGACUUCAGCCCAAAGGCCAUCUCCACCAACGAGCUUUAUGGCUUCGUGAACAUGCAGACACGUGAGUGGAAGGACGGCAUCAUCUCCAAGGUCAUGCGUGACCUCGGUCAGAUUCCUGACUCGCAUCCGAAGUGGAUCAUGCUGGAUGGCGACUUGGAUGCCAACUGGAUUGAGUCCAUGAACAGCGUCAUGGACGACAAUCGACUGCUCACCUUGCCAUCCAACGAGCGAAUUCCGCUGAAGGUGCACAUGAAGAUGAUCUUCGAGAUCCGAGACCUGAACUACGCCACGCCGGCCACGGCCACCCGCGCGGGCAUCGUCUGUAUGGACGACACCUUUGGCGUCCAGUGGCGAUCCUACGUCAAGAGCUGGAUCAAGAAGCAGGAGCACCCGGACAACGUCAAGGAGCAGCUUUGGACCUUCUUCGAGAGGUGUGGAGCCAGCACCACGCUCUAG